UCCCUACUCUCUUGUAUUGCGGUGAUUAUAAUCCGCACGCUGCGUAUGAUUGGUCCGUUGAGUUGGGAACCCGCACCAAUAGUGUAAGCGCCUCCCACAAACUUGCUGGCCCCGCCUAGUAGCUGGAAAGAUGUCGGGGCAAGUGUAGGUGUGUGAGAGUAAUAGAAACGUAGCAAUGGGGCUGACUGUGUAACCCUGCAGAGUCGGUGGCUUCCUGUACCGGAGAAAUAUGGCGGCUUCUGCUGCGUAUCCAAGGAAAACGCUGCACAAUCCUUCAGUGGGGAAUUCUAAAGGACAAUCUAGAAUUGAUUCACAGUCAGCGAGCUCAUAUGUGGCCUUCCCCAGUGGAAAACCAUUCAUUAACUCAGAACUGCUCCAUUCCCCCGGCAAACCAGUGCUGGCCUAUCCUGAAAGCAACAGCAGAGCUAUUUUUUCUGCUUUAAAGAACCUUCAAGAAAAAAUCCAUAAACUGGAGCUUGAGCGAUUAAAUGCUGAACAGAGCAUGAAGCGCCUCUCGGAUGAGACCCUGGAGCAUAAGGAACGACUAGACCUACGGCUCCAUUCUAGAGACCGGCUAAAGGAGGAUAUGUCCAAGCAGAAUAAAGACUUGUGUGGCCAGUUGUCUGCUGCAGAGACUCGUUGCCACCUUUUAGAGAAGCAACUUGAAUACAUGAGAAACAUGGUGAAAAAUGCAGAAAGCGAGAGAACGUCUGUGCUGGAGAAGCAGGUAUCCAUUGAAGGCAACCGAGUUCUAGAAAAACUGAAUAUCCAAGCCAGAUUAGAGAAGCUGGAUAUGCUUGAGCAGGAAUACCUGAAACUCACUACAAUGCAAGUUCUAGCAGAGAAAAAAAUCAGUGAAAUCGAACAGAAACUGAGAGAGGAGGAGCAUCAGCGCAAACUUGUGCAGGAAAAAGCAGCCCAGCUCCAAACAGGGUUGGAAACCAACAGAAUUUUGCUCCGUUCCUUAACACCUCCAUCAAAACAAGUGAAGGCAAAAAACAUAAAGUCACUGCAGCUGGAAAAGAAACCCACCUUUUCCAGUGUUUCACACUUACAGCCCCACUAUCGCCUGAGCUUAGGAGAUGUGCCCUUUGUUGCUGGAAAGUCCACAGGCACUAGCUAUUCCGUGAGAGCCAAUGUCCAGCAUGUCUUGCACCUGAUGAAGCAACAUAAUAAACUCUUGUGCAAUGACCGAGUUGUGAGCGAUCAGCCUGUUGAAAGGAAAGAGAGUGCAGUAAGGUGGACACCAGACCCAGUUUUAUCUUCUCGCUCUUACCAAGACCUUUCAGAGGUUUUGCUCACACUGGAGGAUGAGUUUGGGCAGAUGAGUUUUGACCACCAAGAACUGGUAAAACAAAUCCAAGAGGCGCACUCAGAUCACUUAAAGGAGGAUCUAGAAAGAGAGCUGGAAGCUCUUGUGAAAAGGAUGGAGGCAAAAGCAGACCAAAUCACUAAAGUACGGAAACAUCAUGCAAUGCUUGGAAAAUUAUUUGGGCAAGCCAAGGUUAAAAAGAAAGCGACUACCGAGGAACAUGCAAAAGAGAGAAAGCACUUUAGGGAUGGGAAGGAGGCCCACGUGAGCAAAGACAAACCUGGGGAAAGGAGCAGGAAGAGCCUGCAGCUGCUGAGGGACAUGCAGACCUUGCAGACUUCCCUCCAGAAGGAGGACAUUAGCUGGGACUGCUAAAUAGUCCCUCACUCACACUGUGAGAUAUGUCUCAGGGAAAGUGUCUGCAUUGCCUCUCUCCUUCCUUCUCUUGUCCUGCCUCGCUGCCCACAACAUACACAGCUUGCCCUUUCUGUGCUCUCUGCAUUGGUGAGAGGGUGCAAGGGCAUCGGGGGUCCAUCACCAAAGCCCACCUGAAAGUGCCUGCAGAUCCUUGCUUUGCAACCAGUAUCCCAUGGCAACCGCUAAAGGGAAACAAUAAUUAGCUACCUUAAUUUUCUACCUUUACUACUUUUAAUUUACUACCUUAAAGUAACACCUCAGGCUGUAACCCUUUGCUCCCCAGUUCUUCUGCAUUACAGCAUUCUAAUUUGCCCCUGGUCUGUUCUCUAUUGGAGGCCUCCCGUUAUCAUUCCAGAAUGCAUUGAUGGUGCUACAGGUUUUUACCUCAAGAAAGUGAAUCUGCAAAACUCAAUGCAGCAAAUGCAACUUCAGACUGAACACAACAGGAGGAAAAUAUCAUUGUAUUAUAAUAAUGGAUUUCUUCCUCCUCCUCUCCAGUGCCUUUCUCUAUAUUAGUUAUGGUUAUCAUGGCCAUGCAACAUUUUCAGCACAUAUUGGGGAAUUGUGCAGUUGCUGCCAGACAGGAAGUUGGGGUGGGAACCCUCAUAUGUACUUCCUGUGAGCUGCACUGUGCCCUAUAAGAGAGGAAGUAUUGUCCAUAUAUAUUUCAAGGCGCUGGCCCUUAUGUUGGCCAUACACUAGCUGACAGCAUGCUGUUCAACUGAUCAGGACACAGUUCCUGUACAGCUCCUAAUUUGUAUCCAUCCAGUUGGGCUGAGACUCCAUUUCUUUCCCUACCGAUGCACCAUUCACUCAUAAAUAUGGUGCACCGACUGAUUCCAUUUUUAAGUGAUAUCCUUAGUACAUGAGUAUCAGUUGGAAUUGUGGGCCAUGUAUUUACCAAAAUCAGUUUUAUUUGUAUAUGUAUGGCCAGCUGUUUUCAACAUACUGGGGAACACAAAGGCCUGCACACAUUCCCAUAGGCUACUGCCUGACAGGGCUGACAAUCAGGUGGCCUGCUGGCCCUGGCCUGAGAGGCACUGCAUCAGGGUAGGGGCAGACACACAGACUAUGCAGAAUCUACUACCCAUAGUUUAUUGGGUGAAAUGUCUAGGUUAUAGACAGUGUUUGCCCUGCUUGGCCUUGGCUGUGUUUUUGGUUGGAUGAAAGCUGCACUCCAGCUUUCAUCAUCCCUACCAUUGGGGUGUAGUGUUCCACUGCCUAAUGUCUGCUGGUCUCAUAAAGGCACUCUACAGGUUCCGCACCUGUAUGUAGUCCUUGCCUUUUACUCACACCCCCGACUGCCUUAAUAUUUACAUGGGUGUCCUUCCCGCAAAACAAAUGUGCAUUACUUCAUAAAUCUCACUGGAUUGGACUUUUAGUGAUUGGUUUGCACUGAGUGCACCCAGCACCACUACUGAUUAAUUAUUGCAGGCACUGACAUUUUUCUUUUUUGACUCUGACACCCAAUGAGCACAAGUGUAUAUUUCGGAACGUUGAAUUAGAGACACUUGUGGUGCUUUGGGGGGGGGGGGGGAAACAGGCCGACACAAUUCGAAACAAUUAUUUGUGUGUCACAGACCCCAAUAUCUUCUGCACAAUUUACAUUCUUUCCUUCAUGUGAGCUAAGGAAUAUACAAAUCAACUGACCAAUAUGAUUGUAUUAUUAUUUUUACAGCAGGGUUUAUUUUCCCUUAAGUAAGGAAAGGAGCCUCGCUGCACCCAUGGCAUUGUGGGACACUUAGUAUUUGUAAUGCAUUUACCUAAUACGGCAGCUGCUUCCAUUUUUCUAAAAGCUGCCAGGUAUCUAUUAAAUUCACAUUUGAUAAAGAAAAGUUAAUAUAUACUUCUUUUUUUCUCGGUGUACAGGGAUAUUAUAAGAAUUAUUUACAUUUUUAAAGAAAAUGAUCUUUUCUAGACUUUUUGUAGAUCUAUUUAUUGAGUGUAAAAUAUUGAUAUACAGCCAUUGACUGUGAGUGCUUGGUUUCUCCAUUUUUAUCCUGUGAUAUUGGUCGUGUGGUGUGUUGCUAUUGUAAACUACAACUCCCAGUGGUUUAGCAUUGUCCAAGUCCCAUUGCAGCAGCAGCCGCAGAGCCAUAGGCUGCCCAUCCUAGGACUAAGGACCCUAUUUCUGCAUAGAGGCCAUCAGGGCACAGGUUGCUUGGCGAAAACUGAGUGAGUACAUAUGUCUCUUUAAUCCUUGGCUUCAUGCUUAUUGCACUUAUUGGGUUGUAGCUCUGUGCAUGUACCUGUGACUCUUGCUUUGCACUAUAUAAAUAAAGACAAUAUAUCAUGCA
Molecule: messenger RNA, 4026 nt
Organism: Xenopus tropicalis (tropical clawed frog)
Lineage: Eukaryota; Metazoa; Chordata; Amphibia; Anura; Pipidae
Gene: cep57
Product: centrosomal protein 57kDa
Exons: 11
Coding region: 230-1687 (485 amino acids)
Cellular component (GO): spindle; centrosome
Molecular function (GO): gamma-tubulin binding; microtubule binding; identical protein binding
Source: RefSeq, a predicted model, not a curated record